CCGUCGUGUCGGGAUUGGAAUGUAACAGAGUAACAAUCGGAACAAUUGAGCAUUUGGAAAUUGGGCACACCGAUCAUGGGAUAUCGUUCGUGUAUUUUUUCGAAGUCCUUCCCAAGUGUGAAAAUUAUUCCCGUUCGUUGCAUCUGUUGAUUCUGGGCUUGUUUCGAGAAACACUGUCCCAAUGAGAGGAUCUUGUACUUACGUGCGCGAGGGUCUGCCGAGAGAAUGGAAGUAAGAGCAAUGCAGGGAUUCGUGUGGCUACAAUUCUCCACAUAAGAAGCUUCCCCUCGAUGCUCCCAAGCCUAAUGAAUAUACGUCGGGGUCAGUGGAGUGAACCACCGUCCAGGAAAGCCACCGAAACCGGCCGAAUCUAGUGCUGGACAUCUGGAUAUUAACGCUGCCACUACGAAUGCUUUAAAGCCCCCUGAUCGGCAUUUUAACGAGUUUACAUCCAAAUAGUACGAUUCCUUCGCGCUGUUCUCCUGAGGCAAAGUGAACCGAUAACCACAGUAAGUCUUUCAUCGGAAGUCUUGUCCGACGCUUUUUAACGAUAUCUGACCUGUGAAACGGGCGCAAACUAUAUUGGAAAGGGGAGAGAGAGAGAGAGGAGCAGCCGAGUACCUUACCUGGUUUGUUUGUUUUCGCGGAGAUCCACUAUCUCAAAGUCACUGCAUCGGAAAAUGUUACUGUUAGAUAGAAGAGGGAGAGUGAGUAAACACAAGUAAAAUCGCCCACAUGCCCUGGAUCAAUCGCUUGAUACGGGAACGGAAUCCGAAGAAGAGGGAAGAGGCGAGUUGGAAAUCCUUGCAGGCUGGAAGAUGGCGGAGCGGUGUUGCUGGAGGUGGUGAGAGCCAAACUUCGGGCUACUUAAGAUUUAUUUGUGAACAUCUCGUCCCAGCAGCCAGGACACAUGCAGGCCAAAAAACGAUAUUUAAUCCUGCUUUCGGCUGGCCUAUGUCUUCUACUGCUUUACUUUGGGGGUGUCCAAGUUCCAGCGACCAGCAGGAGCCGGCAUGAUCCCAGCCGCAAUGGAUAUCGCUCCGACCAGCCAUGGCCACACUUCUCGGACCCGUUACAACCUUUCCACCCCUGGGAACAAACGGACACCGAGGAGUAUAAUCUCCACAUAUCCCCACGACAGAAAAGGGACGUUAAUUCGAGCGUUUACAAGGGCAAGCGGUGUCGUAUGGACUCCUGCUUUGAUUUCUCCCAGUGUCAAAGAAACGGAUUUAAAGUUUAUGUAUACCCACAACAGAAGGGAGAGAAAAUCUCAGAAAGUUAUCAGAACAUUUUGUCGACUAUAGAGGGCUCCAGGUUUUAUACCUCGGACCCAGGGCAAGCUUGUCUGUUCGUGUUGAGCUUGGAUACGCUCGACCGCGACCAGCUUUCACCGCAGUAUGUGCACAAUCUGAAAACCAAGGUCCAGAGCCUACAGCUUUGGAACAAUGGUAGGAAUCACCUUAUAUUUAACUUGUACUCGGGGACUUGGCCGGACUACACGGAAGACCUGGGUUUUGACAUUGCUCAGGCCAUGUUGGCCAAAGCGAGCAUUAGCACUGAGAACUUCAGACCCAACUUCGACGUGUCCAUCCCGCUGUUCUCCAAGGAUCACCCGAGGACCGGGGGGGAAAGGGGCUAUCUGAAAUAUAACACCAUUCCACCUUUUAGGAAGUAUAUGUUAGUGUUCAAAGGGAAGCGUUAUCUCACCGGGAUUGGGUCGGACACAAGGAAUGCCUUAUAUCACGUCCAUAACGCCGAGGACGUGGUACUCCUUACCACCUGCAAGCACGGCAAGGAUUGGCAGAAACACAAGGACGCCCGUUGCGACAGGGACAACGCCGAAUAUGACAAGUAUGAUUAUAAAGAAAUGCUGCACAACUCCACUUUCUGCCUGGUGCCCCGCGGACGACGCCUGGGCUCCUUUCGUUUCCUGGAGGCGCUGCAGGCGGCCUGCGUCCCCGUCAUGCUGAGUAACGGCUGGGAGCUGCCCUUCUCCGAGGUCAUCGACUGGAACACGGCGGCCGUCAUCGGAGACGAGCGCCUCCUACUGCAGAUCCCCUCCACGGUGCGCUCCAUCCAUCAGGAUAAGAUCCUGUCCCUGCGCCAGCAGACUCAGCUCCUGUGGGAGGCCUACUUCUCCUCCAUGGAGAAGAUUGUGCUCACCACGCUGGAGAUCAUCCAGGACCGGGUCCUGCAGCACAUGUCCAGGAGCAGCCUGAUGUGGAACAGCCACCCCGGGGGCCUGUUCGCCCUGCCCCACUACUCCUCCCACCUGGGGGACUUCCCCUUCUACUACGCCGGCCUCGGUAUCAGACCGCAGCCCAAGUUCACGGCCGUCAUCCAUGCGGUCACCCCCCUGGUGUCCCAGUCUCAACCCAUCCUCAAGCUGCUGGCGGCUGUGGCCAAGUCCCAGUACUGUUCCCAGAUCAUCGUGCUGUGGAACUGUGACAAGCCGCUCCCCGCCAAGCACCGCUGGCCUGCCACCUCUAUCCCUGUUGUCGUCAUUGAGGGAGAGAACAAGGUGAUGAGCAGCAGGUUCCAGCCGUACGACACCAUCCAGACAGACGCCGUGUUGAGCCUGGACGAGGACACCGUGCUGUCCACCACAGAGGUGGACUUUGCCUUCACCGUGUGGCAGAGCUUCCCAGAGCGGAUCGUGGGCUACCCCGCCCGCAGCCACUUCUGGGACAGCAACAAGGAGCGCUGGGGCUACACCUCCAAGUGGACCAACGACUACUCCAUGGUCCUGACAGGAGCGGCCAUCUACCAUAGAUAUUACCACUACCUGUACACCCACUUUCUGCCAAGCAGCCUGAAGAGCAUGGUGGACCAGCUGGCAAACUGUGAGGACAUCCUCAUGAACUUCCUGGUGUCGGCGGUCACCAGGCUGCCUCCAAUCAAGGUCACCCAAAAGAAGCAGUACAAGGAGACCAUGAUGGGCCAGUCCUCCAGGGCGUCUCGCUGGGCCGACCCGGACCACUUUGCCCAGCGGCAGACCUGCAUGAACAAGUUCGCCAGCUGGUUUGGCGGCAUGCCCCUGGUGCACUCCCAGAUGAGACUGGACCCGGUGCUGUUCAAGGACCAGGUCUCCAUCCUCCGCAAGAAGUACAGGGAGAUCGAGAGGCUCUGACAAGACUGGCGCCCCCUGUUGGCCGACCGACCGACCACAGGGGGGCCCGAGAGACUACUUUGAGAGGAGGACCACACAGGACCCGCUAAAAUGCCCCCCCCCCCCCCCCCUUUAAAAGAACCAGGGGGGUAGAAAGGGGGCAAAGGGAGGUCCCAGACUCAGUCUUCCACUCAGCACAUUGCCAAUGAUGACAAAAAAAAAUGGUGCCAGGCCAGAAGCAGUGUCUGGGGAACUUCGCACACUCAUGCACACUCGACAAGCCCUCAUGGGGAAACACGCCUCACACACUUCCCCUUACCCACAGGAGACUUCUUCAAAAUGUAUAUCCCGAAUGCAUAAACCAGCCGACAAGACUCGAGGCUUCUCGCCGCAAAUGUUCAUUAUGAGGAGGACACACAAUGGACGAAUCCCUCUGGUCCCCGGAAAUCUGAGGUGGGGGGGGGGGGAAAUGCAAUGCAACGUGCAUCCCUGAUUUCCAAUCCACCGAGCCAGGAUCGGAAAGCAGGAUCAGGAUCCGAACCACAGCUUCUCCCUUACGACCCACACUUCCAUGUACCCCCAGCAGGUUCUCCCCACUUACAUUUUCUUUCUUUCUUUCUUUAGGUCUCAGUGCCAUAUUCUGUUAUUGUUUCCACUUGUUUUAAAGUUGAUUUUUAUUUUUCAUUGACCCAGUUCUAAUAUUUGUAUCAAUAAUGUCUUGUCCAUUCAUUAAAAGUAAGUCAGAGUAUCAGUGGUAAAUCAGAGGUGCAGAAAUUGUCCAGCACCAAUUUGAUUUUUUUUACGUUUUUCCAUUUGAGAUGCAUCAACACCUAUUUUACACUUACUUAAGUUUGCCUUAAACCUACCUACAGCCAUUUUCUCCUUGAAGUUGUCAGUUAGCCCUAAGCCCUGGGGAACUUGUUUGUCUCUCUGAAGACGUUAUUGGUAAAACUGCUUAUGUCACAGCUUACUAAAUUACUAAAGUGUAAAGGUUUUUAUUUUUUCCAAAUAACUUGAUAUGUUUUUGGUACUGUAGCCUGCAACACUUUGUUAUAUAAUUAGUCAAUGAGCAGAUGGCCAUUUUAUAUUCAUAGACUGGCUUCAAAAGCUGAAAAACCCAUGUAACUCCUUCAUUUGUCUAAUAUAACAAAUCCUCCUACUACAAAGCUUAAAUGUUUGGAAAGCAGACAGCUUCAAUCUGUUCAUGUCGCUGUUUUCUUAGGAGUCAGGACUGAGUGUCUCCUGCUAAAACACUGAAUGUAGUCUUGAGGCCAUUUGCCCGUCUUGAACUCUUCAACUUUCUACACAUUUCCAUGACACUACUUUAAGACAAAACCAUUCUUUUUUUUU
Molecule: messenger RNA, 4459 nt
Organism: Sardina pilchardus (European sardine)
Lineage: Eukaryota; Metazoa; Chordata; Actinopteri; Clupeiformes; Clupeidae
Gene: ext1b
Product: exostosin glycosyltransferase 1b
Exons: 11
Coding region: 911-3130 (739 amino acids)
Cellular component (GO): membrane
Molecular function (GO): glycosyltransferase activity
Source: RefSeq, a predicted model, not a curated record